Molecule: messenger RNA, 819 nt
Organism: Acanthocheilonema viteae
Lineage: Eukaryota; Metazoa; Nematoda; Chromadorea; Rhabditida; Onchocercidae
Source: the annotation of a GenBank genome assembly
AUGUUAUUUCAAUUCUUGAUUUUUUCAUACAUUUUCACGUUAGAAGCUAGUUAUCUAAGAUCUUACUCUUCGGAUCAAAUAAAUGCAUUCAUCGAUUCUGCUGCAGAACUCAAUCUUACAUCAGUUUGUCGAUCCAGUCUUCGUAAAAUACAUGCUUUCUUAUUCGCUUAUGAUACAAUUCAAGAUCAGCGUGAUUUCUUCUAUCAAUCUUACGCCAGUUCUGAAGACGAGAAAUUCUUAUUGAGCAGAGAUCGAAAUCAUUGGCACUAUCGUUUCACACAAUGCAUCAAAGUUUCCGCUGAAACAGAAGCAAGUGCAUCCGAAUAUCCAUUCAUAUACUGCAAUGCUUAUAAAAAUUUGCAAAGUAAUUCAUCUGCAAUUGGUUUAUGCUUACCUGCCCCUUGUUUCCAAGAUAAAUUACAACUCGUACAUCACUGGCAGAGAAGUACAGGUAUGAGGCCUGAAAAUGCAACAGUUCAUGAUAUGAGGCUUGGAAACAUGACAGCUUAUGAAACAGUAAGUUGCAGCAGAUCGAGAUAUGAAAAGCAGUGGUUUCAUCGACCAUUUAUUGUUGCUUGUUACGUUUCCAACAAAGUACUUUUUGCACUUGUAUCAUGUGCCGGCAUUUAUCAUGUUAUGAGAGGAACGAAAUCAAAAUCAUUUGUCAUAGAUGCAUUUCUGGCCUUCUCAGCAGUUCAGACUUUUCAAACAAUAGUAAAGAAGUCAUAUGGACAAAAGAAGAUGAUUACAUGUACAUUUGGGCUGCGUGCCAUUGCAGCAAUGUGGGUAAUCAUCGGACAUACUUCUAUGUUAAUUCAG